Gaeumannomyces tritici R3-111a-1 is the source of this 1221-nucleotide messenger RNA. RefSeq lists its product as hypothetical. The transcript has 3 exons. The record is from RefSeq and is a predicted model, not a curated record. Gene Ontology annotation, cellular component: SNARE complex; plasma membrane; endomembrane system. NCBI's taxonomy places the organism in Eukaryota, Fungi, Ascomycota, Sordariomycetes, Magnaporthales, Magnaporthaceae. Bases 133 to 1140 code for a protein of 335 amino acids. Gene Ontology annotation, biological process: vesicle fusion; intracellular protein transport; exocytosis. Gene Ontology annotation, molecular function: SNAP receptor activity; SNARE binding.
GUUUGUCUGUUCGAACCGCGCCCGUGAAAGUCGUGGCUCUCGGCACAAAUUUCCUGACCUGUUUGUUCACGGUCUCCCUCCCACUGGUUUGUCGCAUCAAUUGAGCCACACCUGCCUAUUGCUACAGUCGCCAUGGCGUACAACAACAGCAACAACAGCAGCCACUACAAUCAGUACGGGGGUAACCCCUACAGCCAAGGCCCCACGGCCGAGACGGGAUAUGGUUAUACCAACAACGCCGGCCAGCAAGAGCAGCACGAAAUGCAGCCGCUAAACGGGCAGCAGCAUGACGGCCCGCACUACCAACAGCCGGCCGCGCCGCCGACGCUGUCGCAGCAGGACUUCCUGGCCCAGGUCAACUUCACGAGGGGCGAGAUUCGGCAGCUGACGAGCGACGUGCAGGCCAUCGCGGGCCUGCACCAGCGCGGCCUGUCGGGCGACGAUGCCGCGCAGAACCAGCUCGCCGCCCACGUCGAGGAGACGUCGCGUCGCACCACGUCGAUCCGCUCGUCCAUCAAGACGCUCAAGUCGGACGUCGAGCACACCACGGACCACAGCCUCUCGAUGAAGAAGCAGCAGUGGACCGCACUCAACGACGCCUUCAAGACGGAGCUGAGGACGUACAUGGAGGCCGAGCAGCGCUAUAGGGAGAGCUACCGAGAGCAGAUCGCGCGGCAGUACCGCAUCGUCAACCCCGCCGCCACCGAGGAGGAGGUCCGUCGCGCGGCCGACGCUAAUUGGGGUGACGAGGGCGUUUUCCAACAAGCGCUGAGGCAAAACCGCGCAGCGCAAGGCCGUGCAGUCCUGGGCGCGGUGCGCGCCCGGCACAACGAGCUGAAGCAGAUCGAGCAGUCGAUCGUCGAGCUCGCGGCCAUGUUCAACGACCUCGACACGCUGGUUCUGCAGCAGGCGCCCAUGAUUGCCGAGAUAGAGCAAAAGGCAGAAGACACGGUGCAGAACCUCGACCAGGGAAAUGCCCAGGUUGCCAAGGGCGCAGAGCUCGCAAAGAACCGCCGCAAACUCAAGUGGUGGUGUCUCGGCAUCUCCAUCGUCAUCGUCAUUGCCAUCCUCAUCGCCGUCCUGGUCGUGUUGUACAAUUCGGGCGUGAUCGGCAACAAAAAUCCACCAGCAAAACAGUGAUGACUCCGACCCAGCCGCGAGCACUGCCAAGUUCCUCCCUUUUUUUUUCACUCUUGCCGGCCUACACACCAGGGGGGUUCC